AUGGCUUUCGACUCGACGAGCGGGUAUGCCGCCGGCGCCCAGGACGAUACGGCUCUCCCCAUCUUCGACGUACAGAAAGUGCAGCUGCGCUUCGACAUCUCCGCCGACUUCGUAGCCGCGCAGGUCGCCAACAACGUUCUCAUCUUAGCUCUCUCGACCGGCCGAAUACUUCGAUUCGACCUUGACAACGCCGAAGAUAUCGACGACAUCGAUCUUCCCAAGCGACCGGCAGAAGUCGGCGUUAUCCGCAAGCUGUUCCUCGACCCGUCUGCAUCCCAUCUCAUCGUAUCUACCACACUUGGCGAGAACUACUACCUCCAUACGCAGUCGCGACAACCGAAAGCUUUGGGGCGUGUAAAAGGCGUACAGAUUGAAAGCAUCGCGUGGAAUCCGUCGCAGCCUACCGCUAGCACCAGGGAGAUCUUGAUUGGCUCCGCGGAUGGGAACAUCUACGAAACGUACAUUGAGCCGAGCACGGAGUUUUACAGGAGCCAGGAGAAGUAUUUCAGGAAUGUAUACAAUCCUCAGGAUGGCCCAAUCGUGGGCUUGUACGCGGAUGUACUUGCGACUCGGCCGGAGACAAGAAGAGUGCUGGUUGCCACGCAGCACAAGUUACUGCAUUUCGUAGGGAGAGUUGGCGGCAGAGGACAUGAAUCGUCAAUAUAUGCGAAGCUUCUGGAAGGCGAGGCUCCAAAUAUGCACGAGAUCGAUAGGACCAGUGCCAACACACCAUCGUCGUUGGCAAUCUCGCCUGAUCCUCCAGAUGUGGCCUCCUCUAUCAGUGACGCUCAGAGUGCCGAGAGAGCGUAUGCCUGGCUAUGUACUGAGGGCGUGUACCAUGGCAAACUCACAACAGCCGCUCCUGAUCUGGUUACUCUAGGCAAGCAAGUAUUCCGCGAAUCGAAGAUGUUCCCAAUGCCAAAAUUCCCCGCCGUCCAGACUUCUGGCGGCAGGACCAGGGCGACACAGCCUCAUCCAUCCGCCAUGAUUCUGACGCAAUUCCAUAUCCUCGCUCUCAUCGAGGGCCGCCUUAUCGGAAUCAAUCGACUCAACGAGAGUAUCGUGUACAAUCAGCAGAUACUGAAAAGUGGCCACACGAGUUUAGGACUUUUCGCUGAUCAUCAGAAGAACACGUAUUGGCUUUUUACCCCCCAGGAGAUCUUCGAGGUUGUGGUUACAGACGAGACAAGAGACGUUUGGAAGAUCCUGUUGAAGCAAGGCCAGUUUGAGGCUGCGCAAACAUAUGCCAAAACGCCUGCUCAGAGGGAUGCUGUGGCAUCUCAGACUGGAGACCAUUUGAUCUCGCAGGGCAAAUUUGCCGAAGCUGCAGUUGUCCUUGGCAAGAGCACGAAGGCGUUCGAGGACGUAGCGCUCAGCUUGAUCGACAAGGGUGAGCACGAUGCGUUGCGGAAGUAUCUGCUGGUGAAGCUGUCGACGUUAAAGAAGAGCAGCACGAUGCAGCGCACUAUGCUUGCAAGCUGGCUAGUCGAGCUCUACAUGGCAAAGCUGAAUCAGAUGGAUGAUACAUUAUCCACACGUGCCGAACUAUCGGCGAAUGGCAACGGUGCGUCGACCGAAACACAGAAGCAGCUUCCUGCUGUUCGUAAGGAAUUCCAAGAUUUCGUCUCGAGACAGAAAUCGGACCUGGACCGAAAGACUACGUACGAGAUCAUCAGCGCACAUGCCAGAGAAGAGGAGUUGCUGUUCUUUGCCAACAUCGUGGAGGACUUUAACUACGUUCUUUCAUACUGGAUCAAUCGUGAAAGAUGGACAGAGGCCAUGAAUGUGCUCAAGAAACAGACAGAUCCUGAUAUGUUUUACAGAUAUAGCACAGUGCUCAUGGCGCACCAGUCGACGGAAGUCGUAGACGUCCUGAUGCGCCAAACCGGAUUGGACACCAAGAAGAUCAUUCCGGCAUUGCUCAACUACAACAAGACCGUCGGCGAGACAGUCCCGCUCAACAACAAUCAAGCGAUCAGAUAUCUCCUGUUCUGCAUAAACCACUCGCAUUCAACAGACGCGGCGGUCCAUAACACAUUAAUCUCGAUGUAUGCUGCGCACCACACUCCAGACGAAAGCGCGCUCCUUUCGUAUCUUCGAACGCAGGAGAUGGCUCACGAUCAAUUCUAUGACGCGGACUUCGCUCUACGCUUGUGUAUUGCUCACAAGCGAGUUCAAUCUGCUGUGCAUGUAUACAGAACCAUGGAGCAGUAUGCAUCUGCCGUUGACCUUGCUUUGAAGUACGACGAAGUGGAACUUGCAGCAUCAGUAGCCGAUAGUCCUGGGAUUGAUGAUGUGCUCCGAAAGAAGCUUUGGCUGAAAGUCGCUAAGAAGGUCAUUGGUCAGAACAAAGGCAUCAAAUCGGCCAUUGAGUUCCUGAGGAGGUGCGAAUUGCUACGAAUUGAGGACUUGAUACCCUUCUUUCCGGACUUUGUCGUCAUCGACGACUUCAAGGAAGAAAUCUGCGCGGCAUUGGAGGAGUACAGCAGGCAGAUUGACAACCUCAAGCACGGAAUGGACGAAUCUGCCACGACUGCUUCCAACAUCAAGCAGGACAUCAAGAAACUUGAUGAGCGAUAUGCGAUCGUGGAACCGGGCGAGAGAUGUUGGAAGUGUAGAUUACCACUUCUGAUGAGACAAUUCUUUGUUUUUCCAUGUCAGCAUGCUUUCCAUGCGGAUUGCUUGGGAGAGAUGGUCAUGGAUAUGGCAGGGAUGGCUAAGGGAAAGAGGAUGAGGGAGUUGAGAGCGGAGAUUGGACGAGGGGUCGCGGUGGGUAGGAAGAGGGAGGGAAUGGUAAAGGAGCUGGAUGGGUUGGUCGCUGGGGCUUGGUGAGUUUCCUGUCUCUUCCUAUCCUGUUGAGGUAUCCCAUCUUGUUUGAGCAUGACGCUGACGAUUGCGGUGCAGUGUGCUUUGCAGUGACAUGGCUGUCAAGCAGAUCGAUGAGCCUUUCAUCACUUCUACGGAUGAUCGGAAUGAAUGGGUCAUCUGA
Lecanosticta acicola is the source of this 2989-nucleotide messenger RNA. The record is from the annotation of a GenBank genome assembly. NCBI's taxonomy places the organism in Eukaryota, Fungi, Ascomycota, Dothideomycetes, Mycosphaerellales, Mycosphaerellaceae.